Messenger RNA from Glycine soja, 729 nucleotides. Its product is annotated as 40S ribosomal protein S20-2-like. Gene Ontology annotation, cellular component: ribosome; cytosolic small ribosomal subunit. The record is from RefSeq and is a predicted model, not a curated record. Gene Ontology annotation, biological process: translation. The coding region runs from base 149 to 520 and encodes 123 amino acids. The transcript is spliced from 3 exons. Gene Ontology annotation, molecular function: structural constituent of ribosome; RNA binding. Lineage: Eukaryota; Viridiplantae; Streptophyta; Magnoliopsida; Fabales; Fabaceae.
UUGGGGGGUAAUUUGCAAAAUUUGACGGAAGCUCUUGGGGGUUCUGCUUAUUUUUGCCCUAAAAACCCUCUAGGUUUUCUAUACCUCUCUCAUUUCCCAACGCAGCAGCAGCGGCAGCUUCAUCUGUUUUUCUGCAUCGGCGUGAACAAUGGCGACGUACGCUGCGAUGAAGCCCAAUAAGCCUGGCUUGGAGGAGUCCCAAGAACAGAUCCACAAGAUAAGGAUCACCCUUUCCUCCAAGCACGUCAAAAAUCUCGAGAAGGUUUGUGGGGACUUGGUUCGUGGUGCAAAGGAUAAGAGGCUCAGGGUUAAGGGACCUGUCAGGAUGCCCACUAAGGUUCUUCACAUCACUACCAGGAAGUCCCCCUGUGGUGAAGGUACCAACACAUGGGACAGAUUUGAACUUCGUGUGCACAAGAGGGUGAUUGACCUCUACAGUUCCCCAGAUGUGGUUAAGCAGAUUACCUCUAUCACGAUUGAACCUGGUGUGGAGGUUGAGGUGACCAUUGCAGAUGCUUGAUCUGUAUCCAAAUUUUAACUGUUAUGCUUCCUAGUUUUUUUCCCUCUCUUUUUGUAUUUUGUAAGUUUUGAUUGUGGGACUGAGUUGGAUUGUUUUCUCUAGUUUUACGGUUGUAGACAUUGAUGAAUACCCGAGAAAUGUCAUCUUAAUAUAUUCUAGAGUGUUACCUAUAUUGUUUGAAAUUAUUACAAAUCAGAAAUAGUUUAUUA